AGAAAAUGGAAGGUCUCUGGAGGGCUGGAUGGAGGGGAGAUGUGAUUACAGGCAGGCUGUGUCCUAGAAGAGGGGAAAAAGAGUCGUGGAAAGGGUCAGCUGGCUCUUCCAAGCAUCGUUAGAGCGUUCUGAGGAGAAGGCGUACACACCUGAGCCUUUCUGCUCCCGCUAUGGAGAUGAGUUGGCGAGGAUGGGCUGCAGGCUUGACCGUUUGGUGUCUCUGUUAAGCAGGUACUGUGCAGCACAUUGGGGUAACAAAGAUGGGGAAGAUCUCUCUCUUCCUUCUCUUAGAUGAUGGGAAGAUAAGAACACACCUUGGAACCAAACCAGUGGGAAAUGCUAAAGAACACACAGCCAGGGCCACACAGAGAAACCCUGUCUCAAAACCAAAACAAAACCCACGGAGCAGGAUGAAAACCCUGUCAGGGAAGACAGUUCUCAGUAGAGCUAAUAAUUGAACUGGAUUUUGAAAGAAAGGCUUACCACAUGGUCAAACAAGACAAGGGACGGAACUGCAUUCAUUCUGAGGAGAGGGAAUUACUUAUGCAGAUACAGAGAAGAUGGUCUGCUUAGGAAAGGGUUCCUCAGGCAGGGUUGAAGUCUGAAUUUCCUGUCGCUGAGUGGCCCAACUACCAGUGUGUGGGAAAGACUGAAAAGUUUGCGGAUUCCUAGGAGCAGCCAGUGGGAAAUUGCUAAGAAAAGAGGGACACAAUGUACUUAGUUACCUUUCUGUUUUGUUUUUUAUCUUUUUGUAUUGGUUUUUUUCAUGUUUUUUUUUUCUAUUUCCAGGGCCUGUGUUUACUAGGCAAGUACUCUACCACUGAGCUAAACCCCUAACCCAACCCAAACACUAUUUUAUUUUUUAAGUGUGUGUGUGUGUGUGUGUGUGUGUGUGUGUGUGAGAGAGAGAGAGAGAGAGAGAGAGAGAGAGAGAGAGAGAGAGAGAGAACAUCUAUAUAUCGGGUUAGGUAGCAUGCAAUUUCAGAAGCUGGAAAUCUCUGGACACCAGAGAUUCCACGGAUCCAAAAGUGCUCCAAGCACCUUUACCUGCUGAGCCUCCGGUCCUUACCAUCUGUGGUUUUAAAGGCAGGUGGGGCAGAACAAUUGGGCCUGUGAGAUAAGGAGGUAGAUUACUGUGAUAGCUGAGGAAUUUAAACAGUAUUCCUUUUCCUCAAGUCAUAGAAUUUGACUUCUGAGUUGCUUUCCUUUAUCCGCCAGACAUUUGGGUGGAGUUGGCAAGACUGGAAAGAACCUCAGCUCUGUGUAUUGAUAUGGAAGACUGGAGUACUAUCACGGGGGUGGGGGGGGGAAGGAGCUAUAAUAAGCAUCAGCCCCAAAUUCCUUGAUUCAAAAGGCACAUGCUUCAAGGUCCUCAUCACUGAAAAAGGUCCAAAUCACUAACCUGUUAUUUGUUUGUUUGUGUAUUCAAUAGCUAUAAUUCAGACACUGGAAGGUUGUAGUCAUACUGUUCAGCAAUAUAAAACUGUUAAAAGGUUAUCAUACUCUGCCCCUACCCUGACACACCCUUUUGCUGGAGAAUCAUUACAAACUCUGCUUGGUGUGAUAGCGCACACCUGUAAUCUCAGCAGGAGAAUCUAGAGUUCAAGUUUGGGAUAGCUGAAACCCUGCCCCUGUAAACAAACAACAGGUUUGGGAGCCUUUUAUCCCAGCGCUUGAGAGGCAGAUGAGUGAAUCUCUGUGAGUUUGAAGUCUGCCUGAUUUCUAGAGGUCCAGGCCAGCCACAGAUACAUAGUUAAGAUCUUGUCUCAAAUGAACAAAAACAAGAAUAACCUUCACUUAUUUUCCUUAUCUCUACAGCCUUGAACGAAUCACUUCCUCGCUCUAAAUAAUUCUUUUUUUAGUUAAGGGUCUAUACAGGCUUAAUUAUAAAGAAUUUUUGGGAAAGAGGGCCUCAGAAAAAAUAAAUAAAGAAGAAAUAAAGAGAAACAGUUGAGAGCUUGGUACACUUUGUUCAGUACAUAUCCCUUCUAGUCUCCCUCCAGCCUUGUCUGCCUAUUCCGUCCCGAAUUGCCAUCUUUAGUGGAUGCGUUCUCUUUAAACCAUGCCUAUCCUAUCAUCUCUUGGAGGGAAGGGGGCGUGAGGGUUAAGAACGCGUUUAGCACGGUUUGAAACGUUUGUCCCCGUCAGGCCGCCGUCCUGCAGGUCCGCCAUAUUGUCUGCCGAAGCUGCCGCUGAAGCUACCGCUGCGGCCGCCGCCAAGUCUGAGCGAGCGGAGCCGCGAUGGAGACCAUGGCAAGCCCAGGGAAAGACAAUUAUCGAAUGAAGAGCUAUAAGAACAAUGCCUUAAACCCUGAGGAAAUGAGACGAAGAAGGGAGGAAGAGGGCAUUCAGCUUCGGAAACAGAAGCGGGAGCAGCAACUUUUUAAACGGAGAAAUGUGGAGCUGAUUAAUGAAGAAGCUGCCAUGUUUGACAGUCUGCUGAUGGAUUCCUACGUGAGCUCCACAACUGGGGAGAGUGUGAUCACAAGGGAAAUGGUGGAGAUGCUCUUUUCUGACGAUUCUGACUUACAGUUAGCAACCACACAGAAAUUCCGGAAACUCCUUUCCAAAGAGCCAAGUCCUCCAAUAGAUGAAGUUAUUAACACUCCAGGAGUAGUUGAUCGGUUUGUGGAGUUUCUGAAGAGGAGUGAGAAUUGUACAUUACAGUUUGAAGCUGCCUGGGCUCUAACAAACAUUGCCUCUGGAACCUCUCAGCAGACCAAAAUUGUCAUUGAAGCAGGAGCUGUCCCCAUUUUUAUAGAGCUGCUUAACUCAGACUUUGAAGAUGUACAAGAACAGGCAGUCUGGGCUCUUGGAAACAUAGCUGGAGACAGUUCAGUCUGCAGAGACUAUGUCUUGAAUUGUUCCAUCCUUAAUCCUCUGUUAACACUCCUUACUAAGUCCACACGACUGACGAUGACACGGAAUGCAGUCUGGGCCCUGUCAAACCUCUGCCGAGGGAAGAACCCUCCUCCAGAGUUCGCAAAGGUCUCUCCUUGUUUGCCUGUAUUGUCUCGCCUACUCUUCAGCAGCGACUCAGACUUGCUGGCAGAUGCUUGCUGGGCCCUCUCUUACCUGUCUGAUGGCCCCAAUGAGAAGAUCCAGGCAGUCAUAGACUCUGGAGUCUGCCGGAGAUUGGUAGAGCUUCUGAUGCACAACGAUUACAAAGUGGCGUCUCCUGCCUUGAGAGCUGUGGGUAAUAUUGUCACCGGGGAUGAUAUCCAGACCCAGGUCAUUCUUAACUGUUCAGCCCUCCCUUGCCUCCUCCACCUGCUGAGCAGCUCUAAGGAAUCAAUCCGGAAGGAAGCUUGCUGGACCAUUUCAAACAUCACUGCUGGCAACAGGGCUCAAAUACAGGCUGUCAUAGAUGCAAAUAUCUUCCCUGUAUUGAUCGAAAUCCUUCAGAAAGCAGAGUUCCGUACGAGGAAAGAAGCAGCCUGGGCCAUCACCAAUGCAACCUCAGGAGGAACCCCUGAGCAAAUCAGGUACUUGGUAUCACUGGGCUGCAUUAAGCCCCUGUGUGACUUGCUGACUGUAAUGGAUUCAAAAAUUGUACAAGUGGCCCUCAAUGGACUAGAGAACAUUCUGCGGCUCGGAGAGCAAGAGGGCAAGCGCAGUGGCUCAGGGGUCAAUCCCUACUGUGGCCUCAUCGAGGAAGCCUAUGGCUUGGAUAAGAUUGAGUUUCUCCAGAGCCAUGAGAACCAGGAGAUCUACCAGAAGGCCUUUGACCUCAUCGAGCACUACUUUGGUGUAGAGGAUGACGACAGCAGCCUGGCCCCUCAGGUGGACGAGACUCAGCAGCAGUUCAUCUUCCAGCAGCCCGAGGCCCCCAUGGAGGGCUUCCAGCUAUAAUGUCCGCCUCCGGGGAGGGGGCAGGGCACGGCAUGCACCAGCAGCCAGCAGAGGAGCAGCCUUCUGGUGGGCAGGAGAACAGGCCCCACCAGCCCCGCACACCUGCUGCCCUGGACACUGUGUUCGUGACCUGCUCACCCCUUCCCUGGAGGAGGGAGUGCCCUCGGGACAGACAGAACCAUCAGAGGCUCACAGUGGGUUUGUGACAAGAAGGGGACGUGCGGGUCUAUCUUCCUUACACUUUAUUUUGGCUGCACACAUGUCUUUAACCCAGGAGCCCAGGGGUAGACAAAGGAGGACUGAGGUAAUCAAUUUGCACCUUUAAAUUUUUUUCUUUUAUUUUCUUUAGUGGUGACUUCCUUCCCAGUUAUCUUUCUUCAUCCAUCCCAGUCCUCUGCCCUGACAUGUGUAACUCUUGGGUACUUGAGCAGAUGGAAUAUUCCAGAGGUGGGAGGUGGGAGGGGAGGGGAGAAGUCCGAAACAAAGUGUUCUUGCUCUGACCGAAUAUUAAUCUUGUAUGCUUGGAUUAUUUAAUUUUUUCUUUUGCACAUUUUUCUUGUAUUAAGGUUGUUCUUCCCAAAAAGCUGGAUUUGAGGAUCCAGCUGCCAGCAUUGUCUGGAAAUAGAGGCUAAUAGGGAGGCCCUGUGAGACAAAGGCCCUCCCUGCUCUGACCUGAUGCCUAAGACCUCUUUAGUCUGGGAGGAUCUCCCUCGCUCUCCUGGAGCAAGUAUACCAGUGGAGUGGAAGGGAGGAGCGCCGGCCUUUAGACAGGGCUUCUCCUGUGUAGCUCCUGACCCUGUUUCCUACCCACCUCCCGAAUGGUGCGACCCAACUUCAUUUGUUUACUUGAAAAUUCACCUCAGAGUUGAAUGAACCUCUGAGGUGGCUGUGUUUUCUCCUGAGCUUGAGAUGGGGGGCUGUGGUCCUUCCUUCUCCUGAGGAGAAAGUCCUGCUCUGAUGACCCAUAAGUUGCAGAGGAGGUUGGAGUUAGUGUCGUGUAUUGGGAUAGUCAUGAAUCCCUGCCUUUGGCCUUUCUUCUUCCUUCUGCCAUAGUUGGAUCAUGUAUAUUUUACUUCCAAAGGAGAGAAUGUCAAAAACUUCUGUAUUUUUUUUAAUAGUCUGUAUUUUUAAGUAGGUCAGUCUUCAUUGGUCUUAGAAGGACAAACUGGAUGUGAGUGGGAUACUGUGAGGAGGACCAGAAAGAGACAUAGAACUUUCUGCUCAGAGGACUGAACUCGGUCCUUAUUUUCUCUUAUAUUCUGGGCCACCACUUGGGACCAACUCUUACUCCUGGAACCUUUAUGAAGUAAAUCACUGGGUCUGAUUGUCCAAACCUGAAGGGAACUGGGAGGGCCUCAAGGCCCAUUGAAGUCAGCUGCUUUGUUCCUUGCUCCCAAGCAGAAAGCAGCCUGCCUUCUCUAACUCAGCGUCAGCACCGUUACCCACAGUAAGUCCUGACACCGCUGCCUCUGUACCAGAGAACCCUGUCAGCAUCUCCCUUCUGAGGAUCCUUGUACCUGGCUUGCAUUUCCUCUUGUUAUACAGAUGCCCCACCACCACCACCACCCUCUCUCUGGGUAAAGGCAGUUCAGUGCCUCAGAGGCUGCUGGCCUGUGUCUUAAGGGGUUACACAGUACACUAAGACGGGAGCUCUGAGCUGGGAGGGGGUGUGUUGUGAGCACCUGCAGAGGUGGCAGCACAGUGCCCCGCUGUGGUGACUCCCACAUCCCCUUACUUCUUUCUUUCUCUAGAAAAGCAUUGUUCGUAGUCCUGUUCCCACAGAUCUAUCUCUCUGUGCCCUGCAUUUGCAGAUCCAAAGUUCAGGUUCUUGCUGCUGGCCUCAGCCUUGCCAUCCACCAUCUCUCCUUUAGUUCUGCAUUCCUGCUCCAGAGCCCUCUAAGAAAAUUGGGGCUGGCACUUGAUACUGAAAAGUGCAACUAACAUUGGACAUUGGCGAGUGCCUUCUGGGAAGGCAAGGAACUGGGCCUUUUUUCACCUGGCUGAAACUGCUCCUUGUUCAAAGAAAAGUCCUCUAUGACGCCAUCAUCGCCCUUAUCUGAAGAGUAGACACUGAACAUCUCAAGUGACAGUUAGGACCCUGGCUCUGGAGCCAGAUUCUUAGCAUGAGAUACAAAUGGCCUGCUCUUGCUUUCCUUUGCCCUUUCUCCAGUAUCUCUGGCUUCCCAUGGAAGAGGCUGCCCUAGGUGUUACACACACACAGAUCAUCUUUACUGACUGACAGUCUGCUCCUGGCACAGACUGGCUUCAGUUUCCAGCUCUCCCCGUGACUACAGCCCAUGAUGUUGGUUGCAGCCUUUUGUUGUAACCAUAUGAGUUCCAUCGUGCCUGGCACCAUGCUUACUUGGGUCUGUGGACAUGAGUGCUUCUGGGGCACAGGUAUUGAUAGCCUGUUUUUGGAGACCUUUACCUGGGAUCUUGUAUCUCCUGCUGCUUCCCUCUGCACCUGGGAAUCAUCCCCAGGAGCCCAUGUCCUGAAGCUGCUGUUGUAUUUAGCUGAGGGAGAGGAAAAGGUUCUUCUGCAUGGCGUUUCUUUCUCUAAAACCAAGCCAAUAAAAAGACACACUUCCCACAUGGAGGAAGUGUGUUUCUACUACUGUCUGCCUGCAAACCUAGCUGCUCACUCUCACAGCUCUACAUGUCCUGGAGGCCUCUGUUCUUUCUGUUCAGACCUCAGCUGUUCUCUUCCAGGCUCACUCAUUUUUGGUAUCCAUCCUCUUGGGUAUUCUUCAGGCUUAGAUUCUAACUUCUCAAAGGCAAGAAAGAGUUUCUCCAGGUCCCUGCAGACCCAGGAGCGAGCUAGGAUGGUGGCAAGCUUCCCUCGAUUGGGGAAGUGUGCCAGGCCAGGUGCUCCGAACCACAGGCGAGUCUGAGCCGUGGCGCUUCCUGAGAGAGGUAGUAAGGGACGACUUCUGGCACAUUCUAGAUCAACCUCAUCCAGUUGUUUUUUUUUUUUUUUUCUGUUUUACCUUUUGUAUUCUGUUGUUAAGCCAACAAACUGAGAAUUUGCCCCCCUCAGGAUCCAUGUGGUGGACACUAGCUGCUCUUUGGCCAAAGGCCUUCAUAGCUUAUUCAAUCUCCCAGUCUGUCCUCCAGUCCCACCCCAGAAUAAGACAUGUAUGGCAAGGGAAGAAUCUAAGGUCAACUCCAAACAAAUCUGAAUGAAACUUACUUUCCUUUUGAGAGAGCAUCUUGUUUGAAGCCUGAACUAUGUGCAGGACCAAAGCUGGCUGUGAGAAAAGCAGCCAGAAACUGGGGAGCCCAAUUCCCAGAGGGCAAAUGCUCUCGUGAUAUGUUUUCAAGGGCCCGGGCUUACCUCCCUGCUUCUAGGCCAGCCUGACUUCUGAUGCUCACACUAGCACAUGCUGGUGACGCCCAUUGGCCCUGCGCUCCUGUGGCACUGAUUUUAAGGUUUCAGUUCAGAGAAACAAUAUAGCAUGUGCAGGGAGCUGUGAAGGAAGACUGAGACUGCCUGGAAACCUGUCAGGGGUUCCCACCAUGAACCCUCAGAAGCUGCACGUGGGCAUUGGCUUUGUUAGCCAGCUUUUUGGGGAAUCUUCUUUUGACCUAUUACAUAAUGAAGUGGGCCUGAGGCCUCAGUGACCAGCAUGUGGAACGUCGCCCACAGACAGCCUGGGUUUCCAGGUAAGAACCCUAGGAAGAUGAUUCGAAUCCUCACAGGUUUUGCUUUCCAAAUUCAUUUGCUUUUAUUUUUCUAAGAACUGUAAACUCUAUUUUUUCAUGUUCUCAGGGCCCCUGGGUAGACAAACCAAGCUUGAUCUCAGAGCAGAAAGAGGCCAAGAGACCAUGGCACUGAGUGUGCUCAGUCCAGACAAAUGAUAUUUAUAUACCAUCCAAAUUUGAAGAGAAAAUGUAUUUCUUUAGGUUUCAAACACUGUAAUAGAUACAAGCAAAAAUAAAAACCUGUUGCAAAGUU
Rattus norvegicus (Norway rat) is the source of this 7807-nucleotide messenger RNA. The record is from RefSeq and is a predicted model, not a curated record. NCBI's taxonomy places the organism in Eukaryota, Metazoa, Chordata, Mammalia, Rodentia, Muridae.